UGAUGCACAACUGCUUCGCUUCUUCCAAACCCUCCCACUGGACACUGAACUUCCUCCCAAGAUCACCCCCAGUCUCUUGCCGCUGAGACAGCGGAGAUGCCGUAGCGUCCCAAUUGCUGAUAGGAACUUCGCAUUUGUUACACCGAGGUCGGCAGCCGCACAAUGGCACGAGCACCAUGGGACGAGGUGCCAGCCCACGACACCUUGUUCGUCUUGGUAACAGGUGGCAAUAGCGGAAUUGGCUUUGGCAUCGGCGAGCGCCUGAUCGACGAGUUCCUCACCACGCGAUCCCUCUCCUCGCACCUUGUUUUGAUCCCAACCACACGAAGCCUCAAAAAGUCGCAAGAAACGAUCAAUGCUCUCCGUAAACACGCCAAAGAGUUCGCCGUCACAUCGAACGGCCUUCGGGCACGCGGAGGCCCAAACUAUGACCCACGGCAAACGACUCGGCGGGUCCACAUCCUCAGCGUCCAGAUCGAUCUGUGCAACCUACCCUCCGUUCGGCGCGCCGCAAACCAGCUCGUCUCCGGCACGCUUAGUAGCCCCAGCGACGAUGGCGACUUUGUGUCCCUCACCGACGUCACGAUCCCGCGCUUAGAUUCCAUCAUUUUCAACGCCGGUAUAGGGGGGUGGUACGGGCUUGAUUGGCCCAAAGUCUUCCGCCACAUCUUUACGCAGGGCCUGAUUAGUGCCACGACAUGGCCCACCUUCAAGGGCGCAUUGGGCGGGCAUGUAAUUGAUCCUAUCAAGGGGUCGAAGGGAGAAGACGGCCCAAAGAUGGGCGAGGUCUUCUGUGCGAACGUGUUCGGCCAUUACAUCUUUGCGCAGAGGCUGGUGCCGCUCCUUACCCGGCCGGCGAGCAGCACCCUCCCGCCCAGCCGCAUCAUCUGGGAGUCGAGCGUUGAGCCGGAUUGGGAGAGCUUCUCGCCGGAUGACUUUGAAGCGAUCGAAACCAAGGCCGCCUACGAGUCCACUAAGCGGUUGACCGACCUCCUCGCCCUGACAUCCACACUGCCCUCCUCUAAGCCGUAUGUCAGCAGAUAUCUCAACAUCGACACCCAGCAAGGCACUGCCAACAGACAACCGCCAACCCGGCCAAAAGUCUACCUCGUCCACCCGGGCGUUGUCCAGACCACACUGUUCCCGCUCAACGCCUUCAUGUACUUCUGGUACACGGUGGUCCUCUACAUCACCCGCUGGCUGGGGUCGCCCUGGCACCCGAUCACGGCCUACAACGGGGCGUGCGCGCCCGUGUGGCUGGCGCUGCAGGAGCAGGGGUGGCUGGACGGGGUGCACGCCGAGCGCAUCAAGUGGGGCAGCAGCACGGACUUCUGGGGCGAGUGCCGCGUCAAGAAGACCGAGGUGGACGGCUGGGGGUGGGAGGGCAAGGUGGAGGAGAUGCUGCACCUGAAGCAGGAGCACAAGCUGGCCGGACGGAAGCCCGGGGCGGUGGAUGUUACGGAGGAGAGGCUGGCGGAGUUCAAGGAGCUCGGGGCGAACUGCUGGAGGAGGAUGGAGGAGUUGAGGGAGGAGUGGGAAAGGAGGGUUGAUGCCCUCGAGAACGGGCAUUGACGAGUACUAGGGUGGUAUGAGAUAUAAUCAUAUUGUUAAUACCUAAUAAUGAUUGACGGUGGGUGAGUGCGCUCCCUCAACCUAGCAAUCACUCUUCAUACGGGCGGUUUUGGGUUGUACAAUGCACAUGCAUGUAU
This is a messenger RNA of Chaetomium strumarium, 1709 nucleotides long. Its product is annotated as 3-keto steroid reductase-like protein. Bases 163 to 1572 code for a protein of 469 amino acids. The transcript is spliced from 2 exons. Gene Ontology annotation, molecular function: 3-beta-hydroxysteroid 3-dehydrogenase (NADP+) activity. Lineage: Eukaryota; Fungi; Ascomycota; Sordariomycetes; Sordariales; Chaetomiaceae. Gene Ontology annotation, cellular component: lipid droplet; mitochondrial outer membrane; endoplasmic reticulum membrane. Gene Ontology annotation, biological process: ergosterol biosynthetic process. The record is from RefSeq and is a predicted model, not a curated record.